Molecule: messenger RNA, 414 nt
Organism: Sapajus apella (tufted capuchin)
Lineage: Eukaryota; Metazoa; Chordata; Mammalia; Primates; Cebidae
Product: sperm protein associated with the nucleus on the X chromosome N4
Exons: 4
Source: RefSeq, a predicted model, not a curated record
AUGGAACAAACAACUUCAAGCACCAAAGGGAAUACAAUGAAAAGCCCCCGUGAAUACAAGAACAAAAAAGUUGACAAGAAGAAAAAGGUUAUAGACAUAGGUUCAGCCCCUGAACAGAGUUAGAAAGAAACAAAAUAGCCAAAAUUAGUGUUUUACUACAAGAAGAAUAAGAAAAGAAAUUGAAAUAAACUGAAGAAUAACCAGCCCCCAGAGAACUCCACUGAUCCAAUCUAAGAGAACGGAGACCUAGGCAUAUCCAUAGGAGGGUGGGGAGGAUUAGUCACACCUGGAGAAACCAAAUUGACUGCACUGGAGCAGGAUCUCUUCCAGAUAUCUGAGAGCACGUGGACAUAUGACUUCGAGCCAGCAGUCCUAGAGAAGCUCUACAGUCACAAUGAAGAGGGCACAAGAUGA